Molecule: messenger RNA, 336 nt
Organism: Moesziomyces antarcticus
Lineage: Eukaryota; Fungi; Basidiomycota; Ustilaginomycetes; Ustilaginales; Ustilaginaceae
Exons: 2
Coding region: 1-336 (111 amino acids)
Source: RefSeq, a predicted model, not a curated record
AUGCUCUCUGCCAACGACUUUGAAGUUGACCCGGGCCGGGAAGCGAUCGGUCACAAUACUCCCACGGAUAUACCGCGGGUGCGGCGUUUUUUUGACCCCCACAUGGCCGAAGCAGCUCCGCGCCUAGAAUGGAAAGCUUGGCGCGUAGCAGUCGCCAUCUCGGUUCGGCAGAUGCAUACAUCCCGACACGUCUUCCUGCGCGUCCCCGGUCUCGCCGUCACCAAGCUCGCUGGAUGGGCUCGGCCUGCUGGCACAGGAUGCUGCUCACAAAGGCCGCAAACUGCUUCCGCGGGGUUGAAGAACACAGAUCCUGGCCUGUACCCGCUCUCCUCCUAG